AUGGAGCAGGGGCCGGAGGACACAGCAGCCCCAGAGGCGGUGGCCGAGAAGCCAAUCGGGGCCCUACUGAGCCCGGGGGUGGAGCCAGUGCGGAUGGGGAGCCGGCCCGGGAUACGCCCGUUGUUGCCGCAGGCGUCGGGCCCCGUGAAGGCCGCCGUGGCCACGGGGCUGGCCGUGAAUGGGAAUGGCACCUCCCAGUUCAUGGCCGGGCUGACGACCAAUUGCACGAGCCCCCUGCAGACGUCAGUCAUGAGCGUGAAAGCUGUGAAGAGGAAGUUCAUCAGGGACAGGGGAGACAAGCCCUUUACCAAGCGGCUGCGCUUCAGCGUGCGACAGAGGGAGAGCGCCUACAGGUACCGGGACAUCGUGGUCCGGAAGCAGGACGGCUUCACCCACAUCCUGCUGUCCACCAAGUCGUCCGAGAACAACUCGCUGAACCCGGAGGUGAUGAAGGAGCUGCAGAGCGCGCUGAGCAUGGCUGAUGCCGAUGACAGCAAGCUGGUGCUGCUCAGCGCCGUGGGUAGCGUCUUCUGCUGCGGCCUGGACUUCCUUUACUUCAUCCGCCGCCUGCCAGAUGACCGCAAGAGGGAGAGCGCCAGGAUGGCCGAGGCCAUCAGAAACUUCGUGAACACCUUCAUCCAGUUCAAGAAGCCUAUUGUCGUAGCUGUGAAUGGCCCGGCCAUUGGGCUAGGAGCAUCCAUCCUGCCUCUCUGUGAUGUGGUCUGGGCCAAUGAAAAGGCAUGGUUCCAGACGCCCUAUACCACCUUCGGACAGAGUCCAGACGGCUGUUCCACCGUCAUGUUCCCCAAGAUUAUGGGAGGAGCAUCUGCCAACGAAAUGCUGCUGAGAGGGCGGAAGCUAACAGCACAGGAGGCGUGCGACAAAGGGCUGGUCUCACAGGUGUUCUGGCCUGGGACCUUCAGCCAGGAAGUCAUGCUUCGCAUCAAGGAGCUCGCCUCUUGCAACCCCGUCGUGCUGGAGGAAUCCAAGGCCCUUGUGCGCUUCAACAUGAGGCUGGAGCUGGAGCAGGCCAAUGAGCGGGAGUGUGAGGUGCUCAAGAAGAUAUGGGGCUCUGCACAGGGCAUGGACUCCAUGCUCAAGUAUGUGAAGAGGAAGAUCGACGAAUUCUGA
This is a messenger RNA of Rangifer tarandus platyrhynchus (Svalbard reindeer), 1131 nucleotides long. The record is from the annotation of a GenBank genome assembly. NCBI's taxonomy places the organism in Eukaryota, Metazoa, Chordata, Mammalia, Artiodactyla, Cervidae.